GCGUUUUGACUGGAAAAUGGAGCCCUCUAGCGACCGUGUUUGACAAAUUCAAAGGUUUCUUCGUGAACAAAGCUAACCAGAAGCGAAUUUAUUAAGUUGGCGGUGAGCUUUCAGUUGUUAGUCGGUUGCGCACAGAAAAGCAUCUUACUUUUCUUCUCAACGAGCCAAAGAAAUCGCCAUCACCCUUCACCCAUAAAAAAUUUAUCGAGAAAAAUCGCAACAGAGGAUCCUAAUUUUCUCGGAAAAUUCUCAAAUGGGGAAGACCGGACUGUUUGAUCUCGAAAAGCACUUUGCUUUCUAUGGAGCUUACCACAGCAACCCGGUCAACAUAGCGAUUCAUAUGCUCUUCGUCUGGCCUAUCCUCUUCACCGCUCUGCUCAUCCUUUACUUCACGCCCUCGCUGCUCAGUUUUGGGGUUUCGGUGUUUGGUAACGACGUCGCUCUGCCUUUCAACGUCGGCCUGCUGUUGACUAUAAUCUAUUCGGCGUUUUACAUCUGUUUGGACGCAAAAGCUGGCUCCUUGGGUGCUCUGCUCUGCGUACUUUGCUGGGUUGGUAGCUGUUUCCUUGGAACCCUACUCGGAUUUUCCAUCUCUUGGAAGGUUGUUCUGGUGGCUCAGAUAGUGUGUUGGACUGGACAAUUUAUCGGCCAUGGAGUCUUUGAGAAAAGGGCACCAGCUUUGUUGGACAAUCUUGCACAAGCCUUUAUCAUGGCUCCCUUCUUUGUUCUGUUAGAGGCUCUGCAGAUCUUCUUCGGGUACGAACCGUACCCCGGGUUUCAAGCAAUUGUUCAAGCAAAGAUUGAUGCUGAAAUCAGUGAAUGGCAAGAGAAUAAGAAGAAACUGAUCUCCUAAUCUGUAACUGGAUUUACUUUUACUGUAAUAUCUGGGUGUGGUUAAAAGCAGUACCAAAGCUUUUAUCUGUAAACAUGUGACUUGGAAGCCUUGAAAUAAAUAUAGCACAUGAGCUUUUGAGAAGGACAUGCAAAGCUAUAUGUAUCCAAAAAGUUAUCUCUUUUGGCUCUUGCCUGUUUAAAAAGGUUUGAUAUAUAUUAGUAGACACUUAAUCUGC
Molecule: messenger RNA, 1070 nt
Organism: Malus domestica (apple)
Lineage: Eukaryota; Viridiplantae; Streptophyta; Magnoliopsida; Rosales; Rosaceae
Product: 2-hydroxy-palmitic acid dioxygenase mpo1-like
Biological process (GO): sphingoid catabolic process
Cellular component (GO): endoplasmic reticulum
Source: RefSeq, a predicted model, not a curated record